This is a messenger RNA of Colletotrichum spaethianum, 492 nucleotides long. RefSeq lists its product as uncharacterized. The record is from RefSeq and is a predicted model, not a curated record. The coding region runs from base 1 to 492 and encodes 163 amino acids. The transcript is spliced from 2 exons. Lineage: Eukaryota; Fungi; Ascomycota; Sordariomycetes; Glomerellales; Glomerellaceae.
AUGGACUCAACCCCCCUUUGCCACAUUGUGGCUCCAGUCGGCUGUAUGGGCUAUGGUUUCGACGAGAGCCUUGUGGAACUGGAGCUGGCACAACUCGCACCAAGCAAUGUUCCGACUGCUAUCAUCCUCGACGCAGGUUCGACAGACAGUGGCCCCGAAAAGCUGGCUCUUGGGACCACGACUGGCCCACGCUCGUCAUAUGUCAAGGACCUUACCAAGCUAUUGAAGUUGGUUCACACCUUUCAAGUGCCGUUGAUCUUUAGCUCUGCUGGGGGUGACGGCUCCAAUGAACAUGUAAGGUUGAUGGAGGAGAUUAUUGAAGAGAUUUCAGCAGAAGAGACAAACAGGCAUUACUCUUUCAAGACCGUGUCGCUCUUCUCGGGUAUUGAUAAGUCUGUUAUUCUCGAUCGUCUGAAGGCAGGUUGUAUUACGGGAUGCGGAGCGUGCGUCCCAGUCUUGACGGAGAAGGACGUCACAAAUCUCCUCGAGUAG